This is a messenger RNA of Oryza brachyantha (malo sina), 4393 nucleotides long. Its product is annotated as ABC transporter G family member 49. The record is from RefSeq and is a predicted model, not a curated record. Gene Ontology annotation, molecular function: ATP hydrolysis activity; ATP binding; ABC-type transporter activity. NCBI's taxonomy places the organism in Eukaryota, Viridiplantae, Streptophyta, Magnoliopsida, Poales, Poaceae. The coding region runs from base 423 to 3986 and encodes 1187 amino acids. Gene Ontology annotation, cellular component: membrane. The transcript is spliced from 22 exons.
UGUAUGACUGGUGUAAUGCACGCGGCAGGGUGGGCGUCCGGCCGCCGACGGUGGAGGUGCGGUGGCGCGACGUGUGCGUGGAGGCGGAAUGCCAGGUGGUCGCCGGCAAGCCACUCCCCACGCUCUGGAACUCCGCGCUCUCCAAAUUCUCGCUGCUCGCGGCCAAGCUCGGGUUCAGCCAUCACCAGUCGAAGGUCCAAAUCCUCAAAAAUGUCAGUGGAAUCAUCAAGCCGUCCAAGAUUGCUCUUCUUCUUGGACCCCCAGGGUGCGGCAAAACUACUCUCUUGAAAGCACUUGCUGGAAAGCUCAACAAAGGCCUCAAGGAAACAGGAGAAAUUGAGUACAAUGGCGUGAAGCUAGAUGAGUUUGUUCCAGCAAAGACAUCAGCUUAUGUAAGUCAGUAUGACCUUCAUGUUGCUGAUAUGACUGUGAGGGAGACGCUGGACUUCUCAGCAAGAUUUCAGGGCGUUGGCAGCAGAGCAGAAAUCAUGAAGGAAGUGAUUAAAAGGGAGAAGGAAGCUGGGAUUACCCCUGAUCCUGACAUAGAUUCAUAUAUGAAGGCAAUAUCUAUGGAAGGUCUACAAAGCAGCAUGCAAACCGACUAUAUUAUGAAGAUCAUGGGACUUGACAAAUGUGCUGAUAUAAAAGUGGGAAAUGCCAUGAGAAGAGGUAUAUCAGGUGGUGAGAUAAAGAGACUUACAACAGGGGAGAUGAUAGUAGGACCAUGUAAGGUGCUCCUAAUGGAUGAAAUAUCAACUGGGUUGGAUAGCUCCACAACCUUCCAAAUUGUUUCUUGCCUCCAACAACUGGCACAUAUCUCCGAGUAUACCAUACUGGUCUCACUCCUUCAACCAGCACCAGAGACAUAUGAUCUUUUUGAUGAUAUUAUCUUAAUGGCAGAAGGAAAAGUUGUAUAUCAUGGAUCAAAGAAUUUCAUUAUGACCUUCUUUGAGUCAUGUGGGUUCAAAUGCCCGGAAAAAAAAGGACCUGCUGACUUUCUUCAAGAGGUGUUGUCAAAAAAAGAUCAACAGCAGUACUGGAGUCGUAGCGAAGAAAGGUACAAGUUCGUUACUGUCGACCAGUUCUGUGAUAAUUUCAAAGCAUCUCAAGUUGGUCAGAGUCUAUCUGAGGACAUUUCAAAGCUAUAUGGUAAAUCAAAGGAACACAAGAAUGCCCUGUCCUGCAGUAUCUACUCAUUGUCCAAGUGGCAUCUCCUCAAGGCAUGUUUUGAUAGAGAGCUUCUUCUCAUGAAAAGGAAUGCUUCCUUCCAUGUAACAAAAGCUAUUCAGCUUGGACUACUUGCAAUUAUUACUGGGACAGUGUUUCUCCAUACAAACAUGAGUUUUGAUAUAGUUAGUGCCAACCAUUACAUGGGUUCACUCUUCUAUGCACUCAUCCUGCUGAUGGUCAAUGCAAUCCCGGAGCUGGUUAUGGCAAUUAGCAGAUUGCCCGUCUUCUACAAACAACGGGAUCACUACUUUUAUCCAGGAUGGGCUUAUGCAAUACCAUCUUUUAUACUAAAGAUUCCUUCCUCUUUAGUUGCUUCAAUAUCAUGGACAUCAAUAUCUUAUUAUCUCAUCGGAUAUACUCCAGAAGCCCCCAGAUUUUUCCGUCAGCUCCUCGUCCUCUUCCUCGUCCACACAGGAGCAUUGUCAUUGUUCCGAUGUGUUGGUUCAUACUGUCAAACAAUGGCUGUUGGUUCAGUGUCUGCGACAAUGUCACUUCUAGUCGUACUUCUAUUUGGCGGUUUCCUCAUUCCUCGGUCAUCUAUGCCUAAUUGGCUAAAAUGGGGGUUUUGGCUCUCUCCAUUGUCAUAUGCUGAGAUAGGCCUAACUGGAAAUGAAUUUUUGGCACCAAGAUGGCUAAAGAUCACAAUAUCUGGUGUAACAACUGGGAGGAGGAUAUUGAUAGAUCGAGGGCUAGACUUCUGCGGCUACUUUUACUGGAUCUCAGUUGCUUCAUUGAUUGGAUUUGUUUUGUUAUACAAUAUAGGUUUUGCCAUUGCUUUGACUAUAAAACAAUCUCCAGGGUCUUCCCACGCUAUUAUUUCUAUAGAUAAGAUAAGCAUAUGUCAUGGAAGAGACGAAGAAAAGUCAAAUGAUGUCAAGAUUGGGAUGAGAAUAACAAAAUCCUGUGCAGGGAGGAUGGCAUUACCUUUCACACCCCUUGCUAUAUCAUUUCAUGAUGUGAACUACUAUGUAGAUGCUCCUCCGGAAAUGAGGAACAAAGGUUACAUGGGAAAGAAACUACAACUGCUUCAUAACAUCACAGGGGUAUUCCAGCCUGGUGUAUUGUCAGCACUAAUGGGUGUUACCGGAGCAGGGAAAACAACCCUCCUUGAUGUUCUUGCUGGAAGGAAAACUGGGGGUGUUAUUGAAGGAGACAUGAGAAUAGGUGGUUAUCCUAAAGUUCAACAAACGUUUUCUAGGAUAUCAGGCUAUUGUGAACAGAAUGAUGUUCACUCCCCGCACAUCACAGUGGGGGAGUCUGUAGCAUAUUCAGCCUGGCUACGCCUUCCAACAGAAAUUGACACAGAAACUAGAAAUGAAUUUGUCAAUGAAGUUCUUCAAAUAAUUGAGUUAGAAGAAAUAAGAGAUGCUUUGGUUGGAAUACCUGGGGUAAAUGGUCUAUCUAGGGAACAACGAAAACGGCUUACAAUCGCAGUUGAACUUGUGUCUAACCCUUCAAUUGUAUUCAUGGAUGAGCCGACGUCAGGUUUGGAUGCAAGAGCAGCUGCCAUUGCAAUGCGGGCAGUAAAGAACGUGGCAGAGACAGGUCGAACUGUUGUGUGCACGAUUCACCAACCAAGUAUUGAAAUAUUUGAAGCAUUUGAUGAGUUAAUGCUGAUGAAAAGGGGUGGAGAGUUGAUUUAUGCUGGGCCACUUGGACAACAUUCAUGCCAGGUUAUCCAAUAUUUUCAGUCAAUACCAGGAAUACCCAAGAUCAAGCACAACUACAAUCCAUCAACAUGGAUGCUGGAAGUUUCUUCCACAUCCAUGGAAGCUCAACUUGGAGUAGAUUUUGCUCAAAUUUACAUGGAAUCAUCGAUGCACAAGGACAUGGACGAGUUGGUAAAGGGCUUCAGCAUUCCAUCUCCGGGUACAAGCGAUCUCCAUUUCCCAACACGGUUUCCACAGAAGUUUCAGGAGCAAUUCAAAGCUUGCCUCUGGAAGCAGUUCCUGUCGCAUUGGAGAACUCCUUCAUACAACUUGGUGCGAAUUGUGUUCAUGACAUUCUCUAGCAUAAUGUUCGGUGUGCUAUAUUGGCAGCAAGGCAACAUCACAAACAUAAAGGACCAACAAAGUCUGUUCACUAUCUUGGGAUGCAUGUAUGGCACCACAAUCUUCACUGGUAUUAACAACAGUCAAUCAGUGAUGCCAUUCGUCGCGGUUGAACGCUCUGUACUGUACAGGGAAAGGUUUGCUGGAAUGUACUCUCAUUGGGCCUACGCCUUUGCACAGGUCGCUAUGGAAAUUCCAUAUGUGUUGGUAAUGCUAGUGUUGUACAUGUUGAUAGCAUACCCAAUGAUAGGGUUUGCCUGGACAGCAGCGAAGUUUUUCUGGUUCUUUUACACCAUGUUCUUCACUCUGCUCUACUUCCUCUACUUUGGAAUGGUGACGGUGUCAAUCACCCCCAACAGACAAGUGGCCUCAAUAUAUGCAUCGAUGUUCUACACAACACAGCACCUCCUUUCUGGCUUCGUCGUGCCUCCUUCACAAAUACCAAAAUGUUGGAUCUGGCUGUACUACAUCUCCCCAAUGUCGUGGACGCUGAAUCUCCUCUUCACAUCACAGUUCGGAUUCGAGGACGACCACAGCAUCUUUGUCUUUGGAGAGACCAAGCCUAUUGCAGCGUUCGUGAGAGACUACUUUGGCUUUCGCCGAGAGCUGUUUCCACUGUCAGCCAUAGUGUUGGCAUCAUUCUCUGUCCUUUUUGCCGUCCUCUACGGAUACAGCAUCUCGAGGUUCAACUUCCAGAAGAGAUAGAAAGGUCAGGGGUGUAAGCAGUCAAAAUAAUACGAAUUGGAUAAUAGCUAAGGGUUUUUUACCAUCCUUAAAAAGUAUUUUAAGGUACCAAGAAUUUUAGUAUUAGUAUCUCAGGAUACAUCAGAAUACAAUGUAUCUUUAAGAUACUAUACUUUUUACACUAAAAAGUAUGGUAUCUUAAGUUACUUUUUAAGAAUGAUAAAAAAGUUCAAUAGCUAAACCUUAUUCCCAUUACCGGUUACCAUAUAGGUUGAGUCGGAUUUUCGAAUAUGAAUCGAAUUUAUGUUGGAUGUGGAUAUGACUUUGGAUCGGGUACUGCUCCAUUUCAGACGGGCUCGGGUAUCCAUGUAAUCACAUUUCAACAUUAAUAAAACUGCAUACAGCUAUUUUACCAAUGCCUUGAUUAC